This is a messenger RNA of Zea mays, 675 nucleotides long. RefSeq names its product 60S ribosomal protein L30. Gene Ontology annotation, molecular function: RNA binding; structural constituent of ribosome. Lineage: Eukaryota; Viridiplantae; Streptophyta; Magnoliopsida; Poales; Poaceae. Gene Ontology annotation, cellular component: cytosolic large ribosomal subunit. The record is from RefSeq and is marked provisional. Bases 82 to 420 code for a protein of 112 amino acids. The transcript has 5 exons.
GUCACUCCCGGGCCGCCGCCGCCGCCGCCUCCGCGAAAAACCCUAGCAGGCUUCGCCGCUAUCACUCCAAGGGGCGCGACCAUGGUGGCCACAAAGAAGACGAAGAAAUCCACGGACAACAUCAAUAACAAGCUGCAGCUUGUUAUGAAGAGUGGCAAGUACACUCUCGGCUACAAGACCGUCCUCAGGACUCUCAGGAACUCUAAGUCGAAGCUAGUGAUCAUCGCUAACAACUGCCCGCCCCUUCGUAAGUCUGAAAUUGAGUACUAUGCUAUGCUGGCCAAGGUCACUGUCCACCACUUCCAUGGAAACAAUGUCGACCUUGGAACUGCCUGUGGUAAAUACUUUCGGGUCUGCUGCCUCAGCAUUAUUGAUCCUGGUGAUUCUGAUAUCAUCAAGACUACACCGGGUGAGCAGUAAAGAAGCCCCUGCAGUAGGGGGAUCUUACUGCAUUUGUUCUUCUGUCUUGUUAAACAGCAUUUACCUGCUAGUAAACUGAGUUAUUCGGAACAUUGUCUUGAAUUGAAUUUUUGCUCCGGUGUUUUGACACUUAAAUAGAGCUUUAGCUUAUACCGUUGUUCAGGUCGCAGCUGUAUGUUGUCACUAUCAAACCGUCAAACGAAUGCUCCACCAGUGGAGGUAUCUCCUAUAAUAAGGAUUCAUUGUUUGUAGUAA